This is a messenger RNA of Folsomia candida, 1133 nucleotides long. RefSeq lists its product as uncharacterized. The record is from RefSeq and is a predicted model, not a curated record. Lineage: Eukaryota; Metazoa; Arthropoda; Collembola; Entomobryomorpha; Isotomidae. The transcript is spliced from 4 exons. Bases 447 to 806 code for a protein of 119 amino acids.
AAGGUGAACAAGACUAUCAAUGCACACCUUAUGUACGCCUCACUAACAUAAAUUGUGGAUAAUCUGCAACCUGUUCCUAGUUUUCUUACUUAAUUACUCUUUAAGAUAAAUCAUAGACUGCUAAUUAUUGAAGCAUUGAAUAGUUUACUGAAUGCAUAACAUUGUUGUUCUUGGAGUAAUAUUUCAAAUUAUUUAACCGUAUUUAACUAGUCCAGUUGAUUCAAUAAUCUUGUUAUUUUUGGCCAUGCAAUUUCGAAAAUUAGAAAUGAGGCUAGUGAAAAUAAGUUUACCGAAAAUGGUAAUUUUUGCAAUAACUACUGUUUUAUUUUUCUCUCUUCCUGGAAAUAUUUUAUCCCGUCCUGACUACGGAUUCUCAACGUAUUGUCAACCGUGCAUUUCUCCCUGUGCAAAACAUCCCGAAAAGAAUUACUAUUUUUGUAAUACUUAUGAUUGGACAUGGGAGAACAAAGUGUGGACUUGGGACUACUGUUCACUGUCAGAAAAUUCAGACCACAUUGGAAGAAAUUGCUCAUCAGCUUGUGCCUAUCAUGGUGAAGGUUAUCAGUGGUGCACAAGUGAUGAAGACUGGGGUUAUUGUUCGGGACCGUUUUGCGUCUCCCAAGCGACCGAAUUACCAGACUACGGUUACUCUACCUACUGCCAGUCAUGUAUUACACCCUGCCAGCAGACAAAGUCUCAAAAUUACUGGUGUGGAACUAGGAAAUGGAAAUUUGACAAUAAAACUUGGACAUGGGAUUACUGCUCUCCAAAUAGUGGGGUCGACUUUCAGGGGAGUAGAUGCUUAGGAAUAUGCAAAUUCAGAAACGGACUCAAGUACCAAUCGUGCCCAACUGAAAAACAGGGUGGAAAGGGAUAUUGUACUGGAAAAGGCAAUGUGUUGUGUGACUUUUUGCCAAAGUUUGAUUGAUGAACGUUACAAAAUGGUUCCUGCUUGGUGAAAUCAUUUUUUUCACUUAAAGUGACAGCACAUCUGGAAAUUUAUUUAGUCAUGCACACAUGCGUACAUUUAUUUAUAAAUAAAAUGCCAAUAAGCACAAUUAAACAUGUACAUAUUUGCUAAAAAUGUAAUGGACUGAUUUUGUGUUAACAAAUAAAUCCUCAUUAUUAUUAUA